UUUUAUUUUGUAUGCUUUUUAUACAUUUGUAGUUUCAUCUUCUUAUGGAGAAAAGCUUUUAUGUUGAUGUUCAGUGAUGCAAUUAUACUUGUUUCUGGUGCCUUUUUCAGAAGGAUUUGGUCCGGAUGCAUUUCUAGAUUUGUUCCAAAUCCAGAUGGUCUAUUUGGUGGCUUAUAUUGGCCUCUGUGGUUCUUUAAGCCAAAUACUAGCUUGAAGUGGGCUUGAGGAAUGCUGCUAUAGCCAUCUUCACCUUCUAUCCGUCCUGUUAGGAACUGUUUCAGAGGGGAUCUAAACUGUUUCUCAUGUGGGAUUGUAAAAGAUUUAAAGCAUGGAAUGGAAACUGGUGACGUCGAUUGCAGAGGGACUGGUUUUGCUUUCGUUUUCUUUGUUUAUUUAUUAUCCAAACGUGGUGAAUUUGUAAUGCAGUAGGAACUGGUGGUGGGAAUAUACUUAGUGGACAUGUCUCCAAUCAAUUCUAUACACCUUCAAGAUAAAACAGUGUCUGUUUCAGACUAAAUACUGGUAAACACGUGUAAUUAUUUUCUAUUAGAAAAGGCAACUCCGCGCUUAUUAAUUUCUGUUAUCAUCAUUCUCUGGUCAGACCAAACCCAGUGAGUGUUGCAAGAACAAGAGUCAGUUUUAAAGUUGAAAAAUGUGCUUUCAGUUUGUGUUCAAAGUGAGCACAUAUUCCCAGCAGCCUGUCGCAGCAGUGGAUUACAGACACCAGAGACAGUGAUGCGCAGCCUAAGACCAUGACAGAAGGCUGUCCUUGCUCACUGCCGCCCGUCCUGCUUUCUCUGGGUGGUUUGCUCCUUUUCUUGUUGGAUGCUGUGCUGGAUGUAUGGGCUGUUGCGUCACUGUUCCAGACGAGGCAGUAUGUUUACAUGGGGCUGUUAAUAGCCCUGCUGUUCUGCUCCUCAAGCCAAGUACAGGUGUUCAGCUGGAUCUGGUAUACAGAUAUCCAGGAACCGGAAACCAACACACAGACCUUGGACAUCCAGGAAGUGGGAACCAACGCACAGACAUCAGAUAUCCAGGACACGGGAACCUACGUACAGACAUUGGAUAUCCAGGAACCGGAAACCAAUGUAGAGACCUCAGACAUUCUGGAACAGAAAACCAAAGUAGAGACUUCGAAACUGGACAAUUGGCAGAGAUGUAUAGCAAAAAAACGUUUAAUAGGAAUGCUGCACAUCCUUCAUCUGGGAAUGUUUUUCAGGUUUGCAGUCUCAAUCAGCAAAUCGAUGAAAUCCAAGAAGUCUGAGAAAUCCAGGGAAAUGGCUGAGUAUUUAGAUAAGCUCAUGCUGCACGACGUGGGCAUGCUGAAUCUGUUUGAGACGUUUACUGAAAGCAUCCCACAGCUCGUUCUCAUGAUCACCCUCAUCAUGCAGGAGCAGGAGCUGCUGCUUUUUACAGGUUUUAAAGUUGCUGGUUCACUUGCCUCCAUCACCUUCUGUCUGCUGUCCUACCACACCAGCAUGCGCAAGCUUAUCUCUAGAAAACAGAAGAUGGGAUGGUCCUCCUCUGCAGUCUUCUUCCUGUGGAACCUGCUCCUGAUUACCCCUCGGGUUCUUGCUGUUGCCCUCUUCGCCUCCAUCCUGCCCUGCUACAUCGCUGCUCACUUCCUGUCCUGGUGGGUGCUGCUGUUUCUCUGGGCCUGGAGGCAGAAGACGGACUUCAUGGAGACUGAAGGAGGUGAAUGGCUCUACCGGGCCACCGUAGGACUCAUCUGGUACUUCAGCUGGUUUAACGUAUCAAAGGGAAAGACAAGAACCACAAGCAUCAUCUACCAUGUGUGCAUGGGGGCCGACAUGGGGCUGCUUUUGGGCUUGUGGUUUUGGAAAAGAUCUGUGGAAUCGGCUCGUCUGAGUCCUCUGCCAGUUAAUGCCUACAUACUGAUUGGUGGGUUGCCUGUGCUUUACAUCACUGGACUCCUCUUAAAGCUGCUUUACUACUGGAAAUUUCACCCUCGAUUUAAAGAGGAGACCUCACACACUGAGCCACCGACUGAGCUACAAGCUAAGCCACAGAAGAAAAGACAACAUAAAAGAGCUGCAGUACUGAAUGAUUCUGAUUUUGUCUCAUCUGAAGAAUCUGAACCCGCAGCACUGGAUGAGCAGAACUCAGAGUCUGAACAGACAACGAAACCCCAGGGAGCCAUCACUGGAGUCCACAAGAGGAUGAGAAACAUGGCUUUUCAUUUCUAAAACUAGUUUAAAGGUGAUACAUAACAUGUUGGCUAGUUUCCCCCCUGUAAAUUAAGCUUUAAACCCCUGUGUUUUCUAUCUAAGUAGGUUAUUCUUCCUCGCGUGGGAUCAUAGUAUACCCGUAUAAAUGAGUUCCCAGUGUGUACCGAAUGGCCGAUGGAAACUGGGUGGUCCUAAACUUGGGUACUGCUUGCAUAAGCAUCACCCGUUUGCAUUAGGCUGACGUGGCGCCUCGUCACAGCCGUCUGGUGUUGGAGUCACAGAAUCUCAUCUAGCAAAAGCCAACAACCAAGCGGAGGCUAACCCAGCCGGCAUAGCUAAUUUAUUAAACUAGCUCAUCAGUCCUUCCACCUGCCUGUCAUCCCUUCACUCAUCCGUCAGGUCAUCAAACCAGCCAUGCUAGCAUUCCACAGUACACUGUUAAUAACAACAACAAUAGGUAUUAAUAAUAUGUAUUAAUAUGUAUUAAGUUAUUCUCUUGAACUGACACAAUGCUUUGAACUUUAUUUUGCAUCAAAAUUUAAGUGAAGUGAUACUUUUUAAAUCCCAUAAACGAGGAAAUUCCACCUCCGCAUUUAACCCAUCCAUAAAGUAAAACACCACACACACACUAGGGGGCAGUGAGCACACUUGCCCGGAGCGGUGGGCAGCCCUAUCCACGGCACCAGGGGAGCAGUUGGGGGUCAGGUGUCUUGCUCAAGGACACCUCAGUCAUGGGCUGCCAGCACUAGGGAUCGAACCGGUCACAGGGCCAGUUCCCUAACCUCCAGCCCUAACCUGGUUAGCAAUAUAAAAUAUUACACUUUUAAAACUUUUUUCUAUUCAUUAUCAGUUAGAUCCCUUUUUACCUGCAGUAAAAAGGUUGCCUAAUAAUUAUGUGCACAUUAAUUUAAUGCUGCACUGUGUAUGAUUUUUGUUGUUGAAAUUGAACGAAGUAUCAUCACUGCGUGAGGAAAAUAAAAACAGGCUAAAAUAUGGCGAGUGUGCUGUAAAGUCCUGUAAAGGCAGGGGUAUCGGGUCAGGAGUUUUUCCACACGUUGCAUGUCUUGUACAGCUGAAGUCUUGGGUACAAAAUCAACAUUAUACUGAUGAAGAUAUGAUGACAAUAAUAGAUGAUUCCCUCACAUCCUCAGGAGACGUGUCCUUCACGGAGUUCUCUUUGAGUCUCUUUCAGUCACCAAAUUCAUCCACUCAGGGAAGGGGUCAAAUAAUAAUAAUAAAAAAAAGCACUACAAAAUGUUCUUCCAUGCUUAUGAAAUCACACAUUUCCACCAGAGAGGUCUCCAAAUCCCCAAAUCUUACAUAGUGCAGCUUUGAUGUAUUUCUCACUUUAAGCUUCAUCCUCACUCAUGAAGCACUCAUAGCCCCUCAAAAAUGUUUCUACACAAUGAUUAUUCAUGUCAAUUUGGUUUGGGAAACCGGGAACAAAUAUGAUCACAAAACCAAAUGACCUAAUAAUAAUGUGCAAACAUUACAGUGGCUAUGAACCUUUUUUAGGUGUGGCCAUAUAAGAGCUGGAUAUUGUGUUCAGUGAGUAGACAGAGCGAGCUCCACGGCACCACCUGUAUAUGGAGCAGUCAGUUCUGCUUCUGUGCUGUGAGCAGGCUGGGUUUGACAGUGAUGUCAAUCAAACUUGCUCAUAAGAAUAUUAGGCCUUGCCCAAGUUCUCCAAUUGAUCUGAUGAGCAUUUUUAAGCAGUGUUUUAUUUUCAUUUUAUUCCAUUCACACUUUACUGGACGCUUAAUUUAACACUAAGUUUAAGCAGCAUCCAAUUCAUCACUGUCCAACCAAAAACAAGAAUGUCCAAAAUGGUAACUUUACAGGAGAGGGCAAAAGAAAUUACUUUCAAUGUUCAAAGAUAAUGGAAAAUAUUCAUAUUCUAAGCAAUUAUUUCUAUUGGUCCAAUCAUUAAAUGUUCACACCAUGUAAAGGACAGCUGCUGAGCUCAAACGACUUGUUUUUCAUUGGACAGUAACAAAAUAGUUAUAAUAUUUUAGUUUAUGGAGUUUGGAUAGUAAAAUACACAGCCAGUCUAAAGAUUACAUAUAGACUAUAUAAAGGACUACAUUUUAACUGCAUUCUGGGUGCUUCGGGGAUCUUUGCCAUUUUUAUAGGAUAGGUUUUAAAGCUAUAUGGUGAUGGACUUUGUUAUCAGUAUGCCAGUGUGUUAAAAAUAUCUUGAUGUCUUUGUAGUUAUUCAUGUGUGAGGGAUUGUGUGUGCAGGUGAAAUGUUUGUUUUGUUCAAGGAAAAAUGUAGAAUGUGUUGAACUUUGUGUAUCCAAAAACAAAUAAAUAAAAACCCAAAACAUCUGGUCCAA
This is a messenger RNA of Pygocentrus nattereri (red-bellied piranha), 4525 nucleotides long. Its product is annotated as XK-related protein 8-like. NCBI's taxonomy places the organism in Eukaryota, Metazoa, Chordata, Actinopteri, Characiformes, Serrasalmidae. The record is from RefSeq and is a predicted model, not a curated record. The coding region runs from base 753 to 2207 and encodes 484 amino acids. Gene Ontology annotation, cellular component: plasma membrane. Gene Ontology annotation, biological process: phosphatidylserine exposure on apoptotic cell surface; engulfment of apoptotic cell; apoptotic process involved in development. The transcript is spliced from 3 exons.